This is a messenger RNA of Coregonus sp. 'balchen', 14912 nucleotides long. Lineage: Eukaryota; Metazoa; Chordata; Actinopteri; Salmoniformes; Salmonidae. The record is from the annotation of a GenBank genome assembly.
UGUUCUCUUGUCCAGUGUCUGCAGAUCAGAGCGACUCUUCGAUGAUGGCGACAGACACUGCGUCCCAGCAGACUCCUGGCUCCAGGAUCAUGACCUUUCACCCUACCAAGGAAGAGUUUAAGGACUUCAGCCUUUACAUUGCCUACAUGGAGUCACAGGGAGCACACCGAGCUGGAAUGGCUAAGGUGUGUGUCUGUGUGUGUGUUUGCGUCUACUUUUCUGAAGAUCAUAAGCAUUUAUUCCCCUGUGUUUUUAAUGUUGAUCUAUAUCCUGUUUGGAGAGGAGUAGAAGGUGCUUAACCAACAUCAGACGAGGUGCAACCAAAGAUCUAUAGGCCUAUCUAUAUCCUGUUCUGAGAAAAAUGCACUCUGUAUAAAGACUAACACAAUCCUAUGUUUGGUAUGUAUUUUCCAGGUUAUUCCACCCAAAGACUGGAAGCCUAGACGUACCUAUGAUGACAUAGAUGACCUGGUGAUUCCUGCUCCUAUACAGCAGGUGGUGUCGGGCCAGUCAGGUCUCUUCACACAGUACAACAUCCAGAAGAAACCCAUGACUGUCCGAGAGUUCCGCAAGACUGCCAACACAGACAAGUGAGCCCUCGUACUGUUAUGGGUAAUUCCAUGGUAACGGGGUAAUGCUGAGACUUAGAUUUGUCACUUUCAAAUGUAUGCCAAACAAAACUCAAUAAUUGCAAAGUUAAACAAACCAUACAGCUUUAUGCUCAAGGACUAGUUUUAACAAUUUUCACUGACAUUUUUACAAAAACACAUGACGGUUUGUGCUGUCAUUCUGUUACCAAACUUUCCAUCUGUGCUGUUCUUCAAAUAAAUGGAAACGAUUGUAACAGGUAUACAUGGUUGUAACUGGCUAUAGUUCUGAAAUCACUGCAAGAUGUCAUUAGUUUUGUUUGUCACAUCUAAUCAUCCUUUGUCAUUGUAGGUUCUGUAAUCCCCGCUAUGUGGAUUUUGAGGAGCUGGAGAGAAAGUUCUGGAAGAACCUGACUUUUAACCCACCUCUCUAUGGAGCGGACAUCAACGGAACCCUCUACGACCCAGUGAGUUAUUCCUAUCAUCACACACACACACUGUCGGUUUGCCUAACAGCACAGCCCACAUUUGGCUUCACUUGGGAUUUGAACUUACAACCUAGAGUUGAAAUGUCAAUGUCUCUCCUUACCCUCACCAACAUUCUCUUCUCCAUCUCUAUCUCUCCUAGGAUGUGACAGAGUGGAACAUUGGUCAUCUGAACACUAUCCUGGACACUGUGGAGAGGGAGAGUGGGAUCAAGAUAAAAGGAGUGAACACUGCUUACCUGUACUUUGGCAUGUGGAAAAGCACCUUCGCCUGGCACACUGAAGAUAUGGAUCUCUACAGCAUCAACUACCUGCACUUUGGAGAGCCAAAGUCCUGGUAAAAUGUUGUUGAUGUAUUUUGCACAGAUAAAAAAACACCACACACACGUUUCAGUGAAGUUAUACCAAUAGAUAUUUACCGUAUGUCUAUUUUACAGCUUACAAAUGGAGUGUGUGUUAUUGUAUGUAAUCCCAACACUAGUGUCCUGUCCAGGAGGUUUACUUGUACAUCAAGCUGCUUCAUGCUACAGAAACUCCUACCCUAUGGGCCGCUCUAGCUAGGAGAAGCCUUACUUGAUUUACUUACUUACCUAACACAUAGCAUCUUGACUACCAUUUACAUCGGUACUCUUGUCUCUCUGCAGGUAUGUUGUUCCCCCUGAACAUGGGAAGAGAUUGGAGCGCCUCGCUAAAGGUAUGUGGAGCAGAGGAGGCAUGCUGGAAUGUAAUAAAUGGAAUGACGUCAAACAUGUGGUUUCCAUAUGUUUGAUUCCGUUCCAUUCAUUCCAUUCCAGCCAUUACAAUGAGCCUGUCCUCCUAUAGCUCCUCCCACCAGCCUCCUAUGGUAGAAAGGAAUUUCCUAAUUGAUCCUCAUUCCUCAUUAGUUUCCCCUUUUUGCGUUUAGCAGCUGCGCAUAAAAAAAAAAAAUAUUUUUGGAAGACCCCAUUAACCCCUAAGACCCACCACCCGCCAACUCUUCCAACGCUGCUGAAAAGAAUCCUAGGGGAAACACUGCUCAUUGUUUAUCAAUAUUCUUCAUGUCAACACAUUAUCAGACAGUGAUCAGCAGAAUUCCUAAUGUCAUUGAUUCCUGUUCAUGCAGGGUUCUUUCCUGGGAGUGCUCAGAGCUGUGAAGCUUUCCUGCGCCAUAAAAUGACUCUUAUCUCACCCUCCAUCCUGAAGAAAUAUGGCAUACCAUUUGAGAAGGUGACCGCUCUUCAAUGACAAGAUGUUAUCAGAUUUACCAACCUAAACUUUUCUAGAUAUACAGUAGAUUGUUACAGUGGCAUGAUUCAGCUGUUUUUGAUGGUACUAUUUCAUGUAAUGUGUCUACCUAUAGAUUAACUAGUUUUUUUCUUUUCUGGUUAAUAUAUAUAUAUCUUUUUUCUUCACAAAGUUGGGAUACAGCAACAAAAUACAAACCCGGCGGUCUGACGCUGUGUCUGUUGUGUGUUUAGAUCACCCAGGAGGCAGGCCAGUUCAUAGUGACCUUCCCAUUCGGUUACCACGCUGGUUUCAACCACGGCUUCAACUGUGCUGAGUCCACUAACUUUGCCACACAGCGAUGGAUCGAUUAUGGCAAAAUAGCCACACUGGUAUGUACAACUAAAUGAAUGAACACAUAGUAUGCAUUAAACCAAGUCAUUUAUUUAGUGUGAACUGUGGUUGGUCUUGUGUUACUCAGUUUGUAUGGUCGUGUGUACAAUUCCAGGGAUCACAUACUAAAAUGUAUGCACUCAUACCGUAAGUUGCUUUAGAUCAAAUUGGUUGCAUUUAUUGUGUAAUAUUCUCAUGACCAAUCCCUGUCCUCCCUCCUCCCCCAGUGCUCGUGCCGUAAGGACAUGGUGAAGAUCUCCAUGGAUGUGUUUGUGAGGAAGUUCCAACCAGACCGCUACAAGGCCUGGAAGGCAGGGAAGGACAACACUCCUAUUGACCACUCCAAGCCCACGCCAGAGGCUGCUGAGUUCCUGAAGGGAGAGAAGACGGAGCCUGGGAAGGAGUGUCCAAGCCCCAGCGAGGCCCCUGACCAGGAGAAUACCCCAGGCACCACCACUCAGGAGGAGAAGAGGUCCAUGCUUUACUGUAGUGUAGUAUUGUCGCCAGCUGGUGUAACGUCAUAUACACUGAGUGUACAAAACAUUAAGAGCACCUUCCUAAUAUUGAGUUGCACCCCCUUUUGCCCUCAGAACAGCCUCAAUUCGUUGGGGCAUGGACUCUACAAGGUGUCGAAAGCGUUCCACAGGGAUGCUGGCCCAUGUUGACUUCAAUGCUUCCCACAGUUGUGUCAAAUUGGCUGGAUGUCCUUCGGGUGGUGGACCAUUCUUGAUACACACGGGAAACUGUUGAGCGUGAAAAACCCAGCAAUGUUGCAGUUCCUGACACACUCAAACCGGUUAACCUGGCACCUACUACCAUACCCCGUUCAAAGGCACCUAAAUAUUUUGUCUUGCCCAUUCACCCUCUGAAUGGCACACAUACACAAUCCAUGUCUCAAGGCUUAAAAAUCCUUAUUUAACCGGUCUCAUCUCCUUCAUCUACGCUGAUUGAAGAAGUAAAAUCAAUAAGGGAUCAUAGCUUUUACUUGGUCAGUCUGUCAUUGAAAGAGCAGGUGUUCCUUAUGUUUUGUACUCAGUGUAUAUUUAUAUCUAUAUUAAAGGGGCAAUUUGUGAUUGCUACAUUAACUGUUUUACUUUUUAAUUAAUUAUAUAUACCCAGUGAUUCUUGAAGAAUAUAACUUAUAAAUGCCUCAUAAGCUUAGUUCAACUGUCAUACCUUACUAAUAUAGGGUAUAGCGUAAACUAUACUUUUGAUCUCAUGGAUGGUCAGUCCUUGCAUCCAUAGCUGAAUUUGAGUGGUUACAUUUCUCCAACCCCAUCCCUCAGCUGUUCACCUAAUCAAGUGGCGUGGUGUCUGUUUUCUUGUUUUUUCAACUGCAGAUUUCCCCUUUAAUUAUCUCAUAAAAGCAUUCAUUCAUCCUGGGCUUUGGUCACCACUUUGAGCAAGUUUCUCAAAAGAGACAUUGUAUUUUUAUUUUUUUACCAUUCACGGUUCCUCUCUCUCUGUCCAAUGCAGCCCGAAGCCGAAGGUUGGGAAGAAGCGCCAGCGAGGAGGAGAUGUGGAGGCAGCAGAGGACGGAGACACUGAGCAGGCUGAGGAGGAGGAGGAGGGAGAGGUGGACCAGAAGAAAGCCAAGCUGGGCCAGGAGGAGGAGGGACUCAGUCCGGCACACAAAGGUACCUCAAUCAAACAAUAUUUGUACUGGGGUACAAAGGUAGCUCAGUUCAUCUUUAACUAUGCCACCAAACAAUUAAACAGUCACUGACACUAGUCUACUGCAUAUUGACUUGUUAGACUAUAGCUAGGUUUCCAUCCAAUUGGCGACAGAUUUUCAUGCAAAUAUUCAAAAUCUGCAUAAAGAAAAUAUGCGCAUUUUCCCACCAGUGGUGUGUGAUGACGUAGUGCACACAAAAUGUACUUUUUUAUGUACAGAAUAGAAAUCUAAAGCUUGUUGUGUUUCCAUCGCGUUUUCAACUCUACCGAUUUUGUUUUGUCACACAAACACGUGUGUUCUAGCCAACAGCUUGCGGGUAGGCUAGUCUACAUGAUGAGAUUAUUAUGGAUAUUAUUUGUCAAACUGCAGUCAAAUAUCAAUCGUGUCACCAGAAUAAGACCCCCAAUAUUUAUUGGAAAGGAGCAUCAAGAUCACCUUGCACUUUCACCUCCCUGUGAAGUUCAUCAUAACUUAUUUCAUCUGUAGCCUAAUAAACUGCAUAGUUUUCCGAGUCGUAGUGGGAGGACCACACACCAUAUCAUCGCGUGACAGUAUUUGCGCAUAAAGGUGUUUCUCGCAUAAUUAAUUUGACCGACACAAAAAGAUCCCACCAUGUCGAACAAACAAAUUCUGUCUGCAUGUAUUAAUUGUACCGACACUACCUGUUUACACCACAGCUGUCGUGAAAUUUUUUUAUACCGUAUGACUUUACCCGCAUGAAAACUGUGGAUGGAAAUGUGGUUUAUGAGGGAGAUAAUUUAGACCAGUGGUAUUCAACCUUAAAAUCAGUAAAUUUCUAUUUUUACAAUCACAAAUAACCUUCAAUAUACCUUUUGUAUAUUGUCCCAUACAAUAAUCUGUACUCAUCCUUUAAAAAGAAAAAUUGUCAACCCCACUGCAGUUCCUCGGCUUUGAAUACCACUGAUUUAGACAGUGCCUCCAGUUUUUCAUGUUGUUUGUUUAUUUCAGAGCUAAAGCCAGAAGACGUUAAAAAUGAGCGAACAAAGCCACCACCCAACGCAAAGACCAACCGAAACACAAACGCCAGCCGAAAGCUAGCACUUCAGAUGAAAGCCAAAAUCUCUCUUAAAUCCACUCCAAUUAAGUCUCAGCCACAGACUAACAAACAGUCAACCCAACCAGCGGCCCCAGAACCCUCCCCCCAGAGCUCAGAGAAGGCCGGCCCCAGUGAGGAUGUGAAGCCUCCAGCCAGCAGCUCCAGCCCUGCCCACCCAGCCAGCAGCUCCAGCCCUUCCCACCCAGCCAGCAGCUCCAGCCCUGCCCACCCAGCCAGCAGCUCCAGCCCUUCCCACCCAGCCAGCAGCUCCAGCCCUUCCCACCCAGCCAGCAGCUCCAGCCCUUCCCAGCCAGCCAGCAGCUCCAGCCCUUCCCAGCCAGCCAGCAGCUCCAGCCCUUCCCAGCCAGCCAGCAGCUCCAGCCCUUCCCAGCCAGCCAGCAGCUCCAGCCCUUCCCAGCCAGCCAGCAGCUCCAGCCCUUCCCAGCCAGCCAGCAGCUCCAGCCCUUCCCAGCCAGCCAGCAGCUCCAGCCCUUCCCAGCCAGCCAGCAGCUCCAGCCCUUCCCAGCCAGCCAGCAGCUCCAGCCCUGCCCAGCCAGCCAGCAGCUCCAGCCCUGCCCACCCAGCCAGCAGCUCCAGCCCUGCCCACCCAGCCAGCAGCUCCAGCCCUGCCCACCCAGCCAGCAGCUCCAGCCCUGCCCACCCAGCCAGCAGCUCCAGCCCUGCCCACCCAGCCAGCAGCUCCAGCCCUGCCCACCCAGCCAGCAGCUCCAGCCCUGCCCACCCAGCCAGCAGCUCCAGCCCUGCCCACCCAGCCAGCAGCUCCAGCCCUGCCCACCCAGCCAGCAGCUCCAGCUCCAGCCCUGCCCACCCAGCCAGCAGCUCCAGCCCUUCCCACCCAGCCAGCAUCUCCAGCCCUGCCCACCCAGCCAGCAGCUCCAGCCCUGCCCACCCAGCCAGCAGCUCCAGCCCUGCCCACCCAGCCAGCAGCUCCAGCCCUUCCCACCCAGCCAGCAGCUCCAGCCCUUCCCACCCAGCCAGCAGCUCCAGCCCUGUCUACCAGCUCUUUCAGAGGACCCUGAGCCCUGCAGACGUGCUGCACGUCCACAGCUACGCUAAGGGAGACUACAGCGAGGGAGAGACCAGGGAGGGCAAGGAGGAGAGAAGAAACGAUAGUAGUGAUAGUGAAGGAGAGGAACCGGAAGACAGCAAGGUGAGAGGAGUGGACUCCAAACAUCACAUCUCACUCAACCUCCGUCUGUAGGAUUUGCUUUAUCAUGUUUGUUCUGAGGUCAGAUGUACUGUACAUGUUGAAUGAAGCAGCGCUAAUGAUUAUGUUGCUAACCCCUUUUCUUCCACCAGGGAGCAGAGGAGGGAGCGGAGGAUGACGCUGUGCCCAGCAAGCUGGGGAAGCUGCCUUGUCACCACCGUCUGAUGAAAGACAACAUGAGUGACGAGGGUAAGUUAAAAUAUCACUUCCUCACUCACAUAGUUUAGCCCCAGUUAGGCUUCCUUUAACUAAGCAAUGGAUAUGAUGACUUGUAGAAAAGCAGUGUCAGGCAUGUUCCUCCAUGGAUUAGAAGUGAGGAUGCAUCAUUCACUCAUAUCUAUGUUGGCAUUCUUGAUGGCAUGAUAGUAGUUUGUCUGUGUGUUUUCAUAACUGUCUAUUUGGUUCCAAUGGCUCAGGGGAUUAGAGCAUAUAGCUUGAUGGAUUGGAUUAGAUUUCUUUCAUGGGCCACUGUCAAUAUCGACAGUUCUGUAAGUCGUUUGGGAUAUGAAAUGUGCUAACUCUAAAAUAUAUUUAUUUUGAUGUCUUUUUAAGAGCUGCCAGAGCAGCCCCCAUUAGAGGAGGAUGGGUUAGAGGGAGAGUCGUGGGCCAAGCCCCUGGCCCACCUGUGGCAGAAUAGGCCUCCCAACCUGAAGAAAGAGAAGGAGUACAACAGUUGCAUGGGCCUCCAGGCCCCAUACUGCUCGGUGUGCUCACUCUUCCAGGCAUACCAGCAGGUGAGGAGAGGGAGGUGUGUGUGUGUGUGUGUGUGUGUGUGUGUGUGUGUGAGAGAGAGAGAUCACCAAUGGCCGAGGAGGAGACACUCAGCAGGGGAUUUGGGAAGUUAGUCUUCUAAAAGUCUUGUACUCUGUCAGUCAAUAAUCUACAGGGGUUUCUCUGAGAGGAAAACUCCUAUUAUGUGAUUGUUCCCCCUUUUUUCACUCUGUCUCAGGGGAGAAGUUUUUGUCAUUUUAGAACCUUCCCCAAUGCUCCUCUUCUCAGUUCUGAUAUACUGUACAGCGAUAGUUAUUUCAGGUUUGUCUGAGUAGCUGUAUUACGUUGUCCCUUCCUCUAGCCAUGGCUAGACUGAGUGUGCUGAUGAAGACAAACACAGAAAAUCAUUUGUUUAAACAAUUUGAAUGAGAGUUAUUGUCCUCCCAAGAGUUGCUAAAUAUGAUUUGUUUCAUUUGCAGAUGGAGUGUGCUGAUGACGGUACGGACCCUCCAGUGGUACUGCCUGGAGGCAGGCUGAGAACCAAGCCCCUAAUCCCUGAGAUGUGUUUCACCACCACCACGGAGCCAGAGGAGGGCGCUAAGGAGAAGGAACCUGGAGCCCCGGCCCCAACCACCCCUCACCUGGAUCCAGACGGCACCAGCCUGCUCAUCAGCUGCUCCCACUGCAGCGUCCGCGUACACACCAGUCAGUACUACUACUUACCCAGCACGCCACCCCUUUUUAACACUAGAACCUCUGGACCUUUCAGCCUAUAAGUACCCACUAGAGAACGUUGCCAGGCAUCCCCUUUAGCAUACACAUCAGAUGCAAAUCAACCGGCAAGGUGUGCAAACAUAAGCACUAUCACUUGAUAAAUAGUGUGCAUAAACUAUUGUAAAAGAUGAAUUACAUGAAGAAAUAUUUGUGGAAAUAUAUCCAUGUAAAACAUAACAAUAGUUAUCUGUUUAGAUAGUCAGGAUAUGUUUAGUAUAAUUCUAUAAAGUCUUACUGAAAAAGGUAUAGGCCAUUUUCUUUCCCUUACAAUAAAAACAUUACAGUGUAAUACAUUUGAUCAAUUUAAUUAGUAGAUGUAAUUAGUUAUACUAAGUAAUGCAGUCCAGUUACAGCUUCUUCACAUUAGAAAGUAAGGUGCAGGUCAAAUGAUUUGCUAUAUGCGUAAACAAAAGCACCAAAGCUUUAUAAAUGUGUAUGAACAAUUAUAUAGGAUGAAUUGCAUAAAUACAUGGAAAUACAGCUUCGGGGCUUUGUGUGAGCAGGCCCCACAAACAAAUCGGUUGCACUGCACACAGUUUUCAUAGGACUUGUUUCGUGUGCGCCUGCAAACAUGAUAUUGUGUAUUUUUCCCGAGUGGGUGGAAGGAAGCGCUGCCUGCUUGGUGGACUCGUUGGCUGCCUCCUUGAUGGCUGUAGCUGCUUUCUUGGUGUUCAUGUGGUUCUCACGAAGCUCACAUGCCAGAUCCAUGAUGAAAUCUCUCCUGCUGAAUAUCUUGUCAAGGCAUUGCUUGUACGACACAUGCGUGUUGAUGGCAGCCAUGUCGAGCACGUUGUAGAACACCGCAAGAGACCAGCGAGGAGUACCUUCUUUAACAGAGUACAGUCUGCCAUCUGGUUGAGUAUAUCCACACCAACCUACAGUAUUGCAUAGAAUAGAAAAGGUUAAAAUGAUAUGGAAUAAUAAUGCUAAUAAUAACAAUAAUAUUAAUGUAAUAUAAUAAAAGGAGAUAAUAUUUACACAUGCAUAUUUUUUAAAAACUUGUAUAGCACCUUUCAAAUAAUCUCAAACAGUUUUUUAAUUUUACAUCUGUAAACCGUGAGUGUUGCUUUACCAUUCUCCAUCACUGAUAUGGAGUACAGCGCCACUGGUAUGUUGUGUUGUGCAGAGGGCGGCAGCUCCCGUCUCUGUUUGUUUGUUCACUGUUCUGAGCAGGCUAGUCUUCUUUGCAAUCAACUUGUCUGCCAGGGAAAUUGAUGUAAAGAAGUUGUCCGUGGUCACAUUUCUGCCUUUACCCAUGUAAGGCUCAACUAGUCUCAAGACAGUCGCUCACCCGCUGGCCUGGUUUCAUCUCUCCCCAAAUAUGGAAAACCAUUGAGCAUGUAGCUUACUUGUCUUCGACAUCAUCGGCUAACCAAAAUGUAAUUCUAAAUAUGUCCGGUUUGUUGGCCAUGUAUGGGGUAAAAUGGCACCGAGCUAUGGUUGGGAACAGUUGCUCAUCAACAGUUAUGUUCUCUCCUGGCUUGUAACUGUGAAGUUGAUGUUUUAAGUAUCCCUAUACUUCUGUUAUUACUGUGCUCUCACUCUGUUACUAGAGCGCCGUGCAGAGGUUUCCCUGGUUGGACCGGGCCUGAGUGUAAUGGCAACUAUGUACCAUGGAGAUACAGUGAAGUAAACGUUGUUAAACUGGAACCUAGUCGUUGUGUCAUUUAGAGUUAACAGUAACGAGCAAUGUAAUUCUUCAUAAAACUUUUCCAGGUGUGUGAGACGGCGGCGAACCUCUCCGUCUGCACACGUAUUGGUCUUAUGUCAUCAAAACGCAGGUGUCUUAUAGUCUCUCUGAAGAGGUUGUGUGGCAUGGUCUCUUGGAAAAAGUCCACCACAUAACUAUCGGACCAUGAUGACUCCACAUCAAUACUUUUUCCCCCGUAUGCCCCGUGGACAUACAAGAGUGCAAUAAAUGUUUUGAGGUCAUCCAUAGACAUGUCCCACAUACUGUUUCCUUUUCUGUGAGCAUGAGCGACAGUACAAUCUCUGAUGUGCUGCAACAUCUGCAUGUCACAUAAACAAAGAAAACUGUCGAGUCCGCUGGCAAUUUGUCUCUUUGCGUGAGGUGACGGGCCUGCUCUCUCUGAGAAUGUUCCUGUUGCGCGCUUGUCAGUCUUUUCUACCCAAAGGCGUCUACCUUGGCCCUGUUCUGCUUUUUCUGUGGCUAGGCUCAGGCAUCGGAGGCAGAGGCUAGAAGACAAUUCAGAAUCAGAUGAAAACUCUUCGCAGCAACGUGGAUUUCAAGCUCAAUAUCCGAUCCUCGAUCUGACUCCAGCUCAUCUAAAUUCUGCAGGAUUUGCAAUGCUGUCAGUGCAUCCAUUCAUUUGGUUCGGCUUGCCAUUGUGAACUACACACUACACAAUGCUUCAUUACACUACUGUUCUAAAUUCAAUCAUCCUCUUUUACUCUCAUCAUUCAGUUCAUUCAAAUGAAAUUGGGACGUCACAUGCACAAUUAUCAGUUUCUAUCGCCCAUUCAUCCAUUUACGACAUUCAUUCAGUAAGGAGAGGGACGCAUGGUCCCUUAAGUUAGUAAUAGCUGUUUAAAAAAUAUAAAUACUUUUUCUGUUUAUGAUUGAAAAAAUUCAGACAACUGAGCAAUGUAAAAUAUAUUUAGGAAAAGUCUGAAGUAGCAGGACUUUAGUAUUUUUUUGGCAGAUUAUUUCUUAACAAAAUCGAACGUCAUUGGCCUAUGGCGGUUCUAGUUAACCCCAUCAUUCCAGGUAAGAGCAGUACUCUACUUUAGCAGGUUAAGAGGAGUUAAGUGCAGACUGUUUCAACUCUAGAAGUUAUUUAAUUAUCUCUGUCCACAACAUAGUUUAGAUGCACUAUCAAUCAUGCGAAUGUGUGAAAUCCUGUCAGUAAAUGAGUAUGCACUAUGCAACCUAUGCUCCCUUGUGGUUCAUUGGCGACAACAUUUAACCACUUAGGUAAUGGUGUUUGUUUGGUUGUGUGUUUCCAGGCUGUUAUGGCGUGGAUCCAGAGAGUGUGACUAAGGACUGGAAGUGUGCUCGCUGUAAGGCCAAUUCCAUGACUGAGGUCAGUGUCUCCACAACACAUCACAACACCUCCAAGUGGCUGUUCAUUGUGUCUGACCUCACCUGACCCAAGUAUAUGUUGCUGGCACUGACUGCCAGUAGUGUUUGCAAACUUUGCAGUAUUCUAAACGGUCAUUAGAUCUGGCAGUAGUGUUUGCAGUGUUCUUCUAAUGAUAUGUGACUGACUGGUACUGGUCAUCAGGUAGCAGGUACCACACCUUGCCAUUGGCUGUAUGUAUGUUUACAUAACUGGGAUUAUGGUAGUUGACAGUUUGCUCUCCUUGCAGAGUUGCUGUUUGUGUUCGCUGAGGGGUGGUGCCUUGCAGAAAGCCAACAACAACAAGUAAGUCCUUGUGCCAGACAGAUCCCCUUAUAUCAGGGAGUGGGCUAGUCUAAAUCACACACUGAACAUUUACUGAUCUCUUUAUGUACCCUUCUGUUCACAUAGUUGGAUGUUCUUUUGAAAUAUAUCUACUGGGUUUACAUUUUGUUUAUAAGCCACUAAUGAUGUUGUGUAUUGACAUGUUGGGUUGUAGGUGGGUCCAUGUGCUGUGUGCAGUAGCAGUGUUGGAGGCUCGCUUUGUGAACAUCACUGAGAGAAGCCCUGUGGAUCUGAGUGGGAUUCCUCUACAGAGGUUUAAACUGGUGAGUUAAACACAGUAAAUGUCAAUAGGCUUGGGUGGUAUACAGUAUAGCAGGGUAUUUGGAAAUACCCAUGGGAGGGUUUUUCAAUACCGUAAAUGUAUUUUAUUUUUAUAUAUACAUUUAAAUAUUUGUAGUUACUUUUUUAAGUAAAUACCUUUAGUCAACUUGUGCAAUACAUUAGGAGGUAAAGAAGAUUGUGUUCUUAAUUUCACCUGUCACAUAAUUUUUGUUUACAAGCAAACAACGAUGAGAGACCAGAACCUUGUGAGUCACUGUUGUGCAGCACGCGCCAGGUGAUCUAGUUUCAGUAUGGAAUUCACAACUAAAUGUUUGCCAGCUAGAUAUCUUAUAACUAUUAAGUUACCUGUCUAAAAUGUGCUAAAUGCUCUGCAGUUGUGCAUUUGGUUUGCUAAUUUAGUAGCUAGUUAGCAAUCUAGCUAAGUGGUUAGCUUCUUCCAAAACCAAGCUUCGCUUGGUAACAGCAGAGAAUCCCCUCCUGGAUCAAGAGCCUUAUUGUCUAAUAUUUGUUUUGUGCGUGCAGCAUUCUGUGAGUAGCAUUUUAGAGUUACUACUUUAUGAGCUGGGAUGUCUGUCCUGCAAAUAGUUUAGGUCAGAGACUGUAUAAAAUGUUCUCAAUCCGCUCGUUAGCAUUUAGUGAGCAUUCUCAAUGAGAUUUGACAUGUACUUCUUAGCAUUGCUAACCUUCGGAUUACAAAGGCUGUUUUUUAAAUAGUGCCCCUUGUGUUCAGUGCCGGUAUGACCGAAUAUCCCGAUAUAGCACAAGGUCGGUAUAACCAUCUGGAUACCGCCCAAGCCUUUUGUCAACAUUUAUUACGUGCUAAGGGAUAUGACUCUGUCACUACCUCGCUCUCCAACCAAGGUGCAUGAAUAGAGGAGAACCUUUUCCAAGGACCUUUGAAUAAAGGAGAGUGGCUGAAUAUCCUUUCUUCAGCAUAUUAUGUCAAAGUAAUUUAUUAUUGGUUUUACAAGACAUGGUUGGCACAUCCACCUCUAUGCAUGUGACAGUAAUUCAGCUUGUCAUCUACUACAAGGGUAGACUAGAGACUAGGGUAUUUAGAGAAUGCCAGGUGAGUUUGUGAUGAAUCCCAGUCAGUCAGAGCUUCAGGCAGGAUAUGACAAAUGGCAGCUCUCUUUCUGCCAAAGCCUUGUUUCUGAAUUUAGCCCUUUGACAGGAAUCAUGUCAACCGUUGUAUUUCUAGAGGAUGUUGAUAGCCUACUACUGUAUACAGUUUGACAGGAUGUAUAGGCCUAGUUUUCCCUGUGGGACUUCCUUUUCCUGUCUCUCUGAGCAUGGUCUUAUUGUUAUCUGUGCUGUGCAGAAAUGUUACUAUUGUAAGAAGCGGAUGAAGAAGACGUCCGGGUGCUGUGUACAGUGUUCCCAUGGCCGCUGUCCUACGGCCUACCACCCUACUUGUGCCCAGGCUGCUGGGGUCCUCAUGCAGCCAGACGAGUGGCCCUUUGUGGUCUAUGUCACCUGCUGCCGGCACAAGGGCCCUAUUCAGACAGAGGUAUACAUCAGUUGUACUUUACUUUAUAUUUAGGACUGUGUUUCAGAAAGGGGAAGCUAUACACCAGACAGUGGGGACUCUAAAGGCCUCUUAUGGGACUUGGUUACAUCAUUCUGCUGAUACUUUACCUUAUAGUUUCUAAACAUUCUACAUAUUCAGGGCUGCGCUCACCAGUGUAUUGUAUAAACAUGACUAGGUUUUAGAUUUUAAAGUGAAAACUCUCACAUACUCCCACAAGUAUGCCCAUGUGCUUCCGGUCCAAAGAGGUUGAUAGAGUUCUUAUUUGAUGUUAAUCCGGAUGAAUGAUUGAUCUCUUCUCUCAGCGUAACAAAGCAGCCAUGCAUGAGCUCACUGUGGGAAGGAGGGUGAUCUGUAAGCACAGAAAUGGCCGCUACUACCAGUGUGACGUGGUGCAGCUGUCCAAGGAGACGUUCUAUGAGGUCAACUUUGAUGACGGCUCCUUUAGCGAUAACCUCUUUCCCGAGGACAUUGUGGUAAGAAGACUAACGUGUGGGUGUGGUGUGAGUGUGUGUGGUGCCAAAUUGUGGUCAGUAAUUCAUGACAGGGUUUAUAAGCUGUUCAUUAUUCGUUUAUAGAUUUCUUAUACAAUAUGUACCACACAUUGGUUAAAAUUGUGUGAUUGCUUUUUGGUGCUUGCUAAAUUGUUAGUUUAUAGGAUUGUAUCUGAUGGUUGUUUUAUAUUGCCAGGGCCGGGACUGUGCCCAGCUAGGCCCCCCACCACAGGGGGAGAUGGUGCAGGUCCGGUGGACAGAUGGUCUGGUCUAUGGGGCCAAGUUUGUGGCUGCUCACGUCAUCCAAAUGUACCAGGUACUGCAACACUAUUCACACUCACCCUCAGCUACAAUGUACCUUAUCCAGAUAGAGGUUAUACAGUUUUACAUCAUAUAGUGCUUUGCAGUCUAAUUGAUCUGCUCCGUUUGUCCAGAUUGUUUAAAACCUAUUAAAAAAAACUCAUUGCAAUACAUUACAUGUCUGUGAUGAUACCAUUGUUUGGUUUUAUGAGAGACAUAAAAUGUAGUUAUUUUGGCAUUGAUGGUGUUUGAUGUAGGUGGAAUUUGAAGACGGGUCACAACUAACAGCCAAGAGAGAUGAUGUCUAUACUCUGGAUGAGGAGCUGCCUAAGAGAGUCAAGUCAAGACUGGUGAGUGUACUGAGAGCUGUCCUGUUGGCUAUCUGUGAGCUAUCCAUUAUACUGACUCCAAAGUUGCUAACCUUUGUACGUUAACUGUGUAUCAUCAACUCCUAACUUUCUCACUCUCAGAUGUUAUACUAAGGACUGCUGAGUCUACUGAAUCAUACUGACUGAAUCAUACUGACGGAAUUGUUUUCUCCAGCAUGUUUGUUAAUGAGUCUUCUUCCUGUGGCAAUGGACCAUAACGCAAUCUUCAUCUUCUGUGUGUGCCCUGCACCGGUCUCUCUCCAGUCCAAGGCGUCAGACAUGCGUUUCGAUGGGAUCUUUGAGGACAAGGAGGCCAUCCAGCAGUCGAAGAGGCAGAGAGUGAUCAACUCACGGUACAGAGGAGACUACGUUGAACCUGUGAUCUACAGAGCCAUCAUGGAG